UUUUUUUUUUAAACUGAACAGAACUGUGAAAUAAUUUCCAAACACAUGUUGUUUUUAAACAAAGUAAUAGGCAAUAUGCAGAUUCAUCUUAAUAUAAAUGUUUGCAAUGCAUCGUACUGCUGUGAUACUGACUAUUUAUCUUAUAAGCGUGUCAGCGGAGAGAGAGAACGCUAAAGAGUCGAUUUCCUGCAGUCCGACUUUGGAAGGCUCCGAACUUAUCGUCAAUGCAACAUGGAAUAACACUGUUGAUAUGUCAAUCAAACACAAUGAGGUUAUAGUCUUGGUGUGUAGGGCGAAGCAAAACUGUACACCUAUUUACAAAUUCCCAUUCAAACUAGCGAAUCCAGUGGACAUAAUGGACAGCAUAUCGUCGGUCACACUGAAAGUAGAGACCGCGACCAGAGAAGGUUCACAACCAACGGGAGGCAAAUGGAGCCUACACUAUUUCGGAAAGGGGGAGAUAGUAAAUACAAACUGCUUAGUUGUAGCUAUGAGUGACAUCCAAUGUGAAAGUAACACAACAACUUCCGGUUUCUGCAUCACUUGUUUUGCAAGUCAAGUUUUCCCUCCGGCUCUGUGCGAGAUCAGUGUCAACAAUUUUAGAGAGACUCAAAUCGUAUCGCAAGACCAGAUUAUCUACACUCACCACAAUACUUCAUCAGAACCUGUGUACUACAACUCCAGCUGUAGUUAUGUGAUCCCAGGCCAAGACGUCACCGCUUUAGCCAUCACAGUGGAUGUUUAUAUGUAUCCAAAUUUUAUCGGCCAAGAAUCUGCUCAGAAGUUUAGAAAACAUUCAAGAAUCCUCUUUGACUUGGCUAAAGAGUCUAUUUCCUGCAGUCCUACUUUGGAAGGCUCUGAACUUAUCGUAAAUGCAACAUGGGUUAACACUGUUGAUAUGUCAAUCAAACACAAUGACGUCAUAGUCUUCAUCUGUAUUGCAAAGCAAAACUGUUUAUCUAUUUACAAAUUCCCAUUGAAACUAGCGAAUCCAGUGGACAUAAUGGACAUCAUAUCGUCGCUCACACUGAAAGUAGAGACCGCGACCAGAGAAGGUUCACAACCAACGGGAGGCAAAUGGAGCCUACACUAUUUCGGAAAGGGGGAGAUAGUAAAUACAAACUGCUUAGUUGUAGCUAUUAGUGACAUCCAAUGUGAAAGUAACACAACAACUUCCGGUUUGGGCAUCAAUUGUUUUGCAAGUCAAGUUUUCCCUCCGGCUCUGUGCGAGAUCAGUGUCAACAAUUUUAGAGAGACUCAAAUCGUAUCGCAAGACCAGAUUAUCUACACUCACCACAAUACUUCAUCAGAACCUGUGUACUACAACUCCAGCUGUAGUUAUGUGAUCCCAGGCCAAGACGUCACCGCUUUAGCCAUCACAGUGGAUGUUUAUAUGUAUCCAAAUUUUAUCGGCCAAGAAUCUGCUCAGAAGUUUAGAAAACAUUCAAGAAUCCUCUUUGACUUGGCUAAAGAGUCUAUUUCCUGCAGUCCUACUUUGGAAGGCUCUGAACUUAUCGUAAAUGCAACAUGGGUUAACACUGUUGAUAUGUCAAUCAAACACAAUGACGUCAUAGUCUUCAUCUGUAUUGCAAAGCAAAACUGUUUAUCUAUUUACAAAUUCCCAUUGAAACUAGCGAAUCCAGUGGACAUAAUGGACAUCAUAUCGUCGCUCACACUGAAAGUAGAGACCGCGACCAGAGAAGGUUCACAACCAACGGGAGGCAAAUGGAGCCUACACUAUUUCGGAAAGGGGGAGAUAGUAAAUACAAACUGCUUAGUUGUAGCUAUGAGUGACAUCCAAUGUGAAAGUAACACGACAACCUCCGGUCUGGGUAUCCAUUGUUUCGCAAGUGAAGUUUUCCCUCAGGCUCUGUGCGAGAUCAGUGUCAACGCUGAAGGGGUGACACAGUUCAUAACGCAAGACCAGAUUAUCUACACUCACCACACUACGUCAUCAGAACCUGUGUACUACAACUCCAGCUGUAGUUAUGUGAUCCCCAGCCAAGACGUCCCAGCUACAGCCAUCACAGUGGAUGUGUACAUGUAUCCAAAUGUUAUCGGACCGGAAUCUGCUCAGAAGUUUAGAAAACAUUCCAGAAUCUCCUUCGACUUGGCGGUGUCUACUUCCUGUCUGCCUGCACAAGAAGGGGGAACAAGCCAGCUGAAGUUUUCUUUCAGCAAAACUGCGUCUGUCCAAAUCAGUCGAGAUGAUGGGGACAUCAAUGUGUUGUGUGAGGCAAACCAAAUCUGUACGGUCUCUGACGCCCUCGGUUAUAUCCAAAAUAUUACGGAGGUCACUUUGAACAGUAGAACCACUUUGGCAAUAAGCGUCCAAAAUGUCACUCGUCAUAUUUCUGAGAGCUUAGCAAAUAACUGGACCGUGACUGUCACAGGAGUAUCGCGGCCUCAAAAACAAUCUUGUAGAAUAUAUGAGCUGAGCAAGGAGAUUGCCUGCCAAUACUCGCCUUUGUUAGACAGUAUUGAAAUGUCUUGUAAUGCUCCGAGAAUGUUUCCCGCAGGGAGAUGUCGUUUUCAAGCUACGUUUGGAACAGGCAGAGCCGUAGAGACACAGCAUAUCAAAUACAGCAAGUCACAAGUGUCCAAAAACCCAGACUACUACAACAUGACCUGCAGUGCUCAAGUCUCUUGGGACUUAAUUCAUCAACAAACUCCGAGUAUCCUGGUAUCUAUCUACCCAGAUCUCUCUGGAACUGAACAAGACGUAAUCUACGGAACAGAACGUACAGAGACAAUUAAUAUGGAAGUACCACCCGUAGAGUUGGAUCAUUUUUGCCCGCCAUCAAUAGAAAGAGGAACCCAAAAUAUCGUGUGCCAAUGUUGGAGCUCAUCCAACGAUACUAUAGCCAUUUGGAGCUCGAGCUUCAAUGAACAUGCCAUUGAGUCCAACACCCUGACAUUCAACGCGACCAGGUUCACUGUAUUUUACUGCAAUGGAAGGAACACACUGGGCCACUUGGGAUUACCAAAAAUUUACAAGCCUGAAAUUACAUAUCCACCGACGUUAGUAAAGGGGGAUGAAAUCACCACCAACGAAUCUCUAUAUGAUGUCUCAAGCUAUUAUAUAAAGUGCAAAGCAACUGAAGUCUCCGGAGCUGGUGUUCAGCUGGUCAAACUGACCGAAAUUUUGGGUUGGAAUAGGGAAGAACACACAGUACAGACACAAAAUAACGAAGUUAUCUGCCCCAAUUCAGUUUUUUACAACUGCGUGGAAUCUGACAGUGAGAGCGUUGAGACUGACGUUGUAAAAUGUGAAAAGGUGGAAACGAGCAGCGGCUCCAGCAGUUCAGUUGCAAUAGGAUUAGCUGUCUGCCUCAGUAUUGUUUUUAUCGUCAUUAUCAUCGUAGCAAUCGUUAUUUUUUGGAAAGUGAAACCUUCAUUCCUGCACCUCCCAUCGCUCAAAGCCAGAAAAGACACGUGUUAUGAUGACCCAGGCGAGUACACCUAUACGUCUGGUAAAAACAUAGACAAUACAUACUUGACCCCAGCAGUCAGCCAAAAAUUGUUUCAGAUCCCAAAGCCUAUCCUCAGACCUCCAAAAGACGAUUUAUACAUAACAGUCUCUGACGAAAGUGGGAUAUAGUGUGUCUACGUAGCUGUGACCUAACGUGAAGUCGUUAAUUGGUGAAGUCGUAAAGUGGUGAAGUCGUUAAGUCGUUAUAUCUGUACUGUCACACUAUACUGAUUUUAUUUAUUUCGUAUCAUUAAAAUAGUGAGAUAAAAAGGAAUGGAUAUUGCAUUAAUCAAAAACAAAUAUGUCUGAAAUGAAAAAUAUAGUUCAUAUGUAUAAAGACAAGGGAGAUAAUUUAUUGUUUACUUUCAUAGAAAUUUUCUGCUAUUACCAAUGUAUUAUUAUAUACAGUGUUGUCGGUCAUUAUUUGUUUUUAUGCAUGCUAAUGCAUUACGUUUGAUGUUAAGUAUUCGAUUGUUCGUUAAUAGAUAACUUUAGUUUUUUGUUGUUGUUUUUUUUUAAUUGUUUGAAGAUUGUCAUUUAAAAAUGACUAGUAUUAAGGCCCCUAGUUGUAGUGAGUGUACGAUCUAGACCAGUGAUGCCCAAAAUACGGCCCGCGGAUCUGGCCCGCUACAUGGUUCUUACCGGCCCUCCAAAACAUCGGCACAAAGUGUAGAAAAAUCCCCCCCCCCCCAUUUUUUUUUGUAAAGGUUGAAAAAUAUAUCUUUACUUACGUUAGGGCCCUCAAUUUUUUCUCUAAUGGAUUGGUACCAUGGCCUUUAACUUUUGUGCGUUUAUAAAAUGGGAUAAACUUCGCCUAGAGAUUGGAGGAUCCAUGGGAAUAUUUACCAAAAAAGAAACAAGAAAAUAAGUUGGUGGUAAAGCUAGCUACAGUGUUGCUAUUUUAAAUAGAGAAAAGCAGCCAUUUUCUGACGCAUGAAAGAAAAAAAGUUUAAUUUCAAAUAUCCUUUUGAUUAAUGAAGUACUGGAUCCACGGGUUUCUACUCAAAUAGUUUCAGAUCAAUUUCAUUUGGUUUUUGUACCUUUUCGUUCAAGUGGCCCGAGACACAAGUGUCGGAAAUCAAAUUGGCCCGAAGGUCGAAUUAGGUUGGUCAUCACUGAUCUAGACACUACCUGUAGAUUACAAAGGAAAGGAGCAUUAAUUGUUCGUUGAUGAAGAAAGGGAGUAUUAAUUGUUAGUUUUGUAGAAUGAUGCGAGAUAAGCGGCUCUGUCAUAAUCUAUGUUGAGAUCACGAGACGACUCCAGGAUGCCAGAGCGUAAGGACGUGCUUCUGUAGUGAGUUACAUUUUGUAAAAAAAAAAAAAUUAUAUUAUUAGGCCUAAUCUACUACAUUUAUUUCAUUUGAUCUAAGGUUAAAUUUGUCUAUAAUAUAUUGUUAUAAAACUAAUAAUAUCACAAAAGAAGUUCAUUAAUUUAUUUCAAGCUCUAUAAUUUAAACUAUAAUACGCCUACAUUGGUCUGCUAUUACCAUUGUAUUAUUAUAUACAGAGUUGUCGAUCAUUAUUAUUUUUUAUGCAUGCCAAUGCAUUACGUUUGAUGUUAAGUAUACGUUUGUUCGUUAAUAGAUAACUUUAGUUUUUUGUUGUUGUUGUUUUUUUUAAUUGUUUGAAGAUUGUCAUUUAGAAAUUACUAGUAUUAAAGCCCCGAGGUGUAUUGAGUGUACGAUCUAGACCAGUGAUGCCCGAAAUACGGCCCGCGGAUCUGGCCCGCUACAUGAUUCUCACCGGCCCUCCAAAACAUCGGCAAGAAGUGUAGAAAAAUUCCCCCCCCCCCCCCACCUUUUUUUUUUUUAAAGGUGAAAAAUAUAUCUGGUGGUGGUAUAAACUGAAUUAGUCCUCAGUAUAGGUCGUCGUCGUCUGAGGCUUAGUGAACACAAAAAUGAAAUAGACACAAUAGAUAACUAUACAAUCUUCCAUGUUCAUAAGCUCUUUGCUAACAAAAUGGUUAAUGUGUUCGCAUGAGAAAUCUUAGAAGACUUUAGCCCACAAGUUCGAAUUCAGUUCCAUUUUUUUUAAAUCUCAAUACAUUUAAAAAGCGAUCGUCCAGCUACCGCGUUCUUUCUCCCCCUACCCCCUUCCACCAAGUCCAAACAAGUGAUAGGAUCAUAGCCACUGGCGGAUCCGGACCUUUGGAGUGGGUGGGCGAUUCUUUUCAAAACCCUAACCCUAACGCCCUGUAAAUCCCUAACCCUAUGCAUAAACGUGCGUACAGUGUCUAUUUAUAUAUAUAAAUAUAUAUAUGAAAAUAAAAAAAUGGGGUUCAAGGCGAAGCCCCGACGCCAAAAGCCUUUUCUUGCAUUUUUCAAUAAUGAAUAAUGUUUUCCUUGAAAAAUAUUCUACUACGAAUGUAUAGGCCUUUAGUACAUUGCAAAUAAAACCGAUUUAUUCCUUGAAAAGGUAAGAAACCCAACAUAUUUAGAUUAGGAUCGCCGCCGAAAAAAAAAUAUUCGAAAAAUAAUAGAUAAAAAUGCUCAUUUGUAAGUGAUACAUUUUUUUUUUCAACUUUGUAACUUCGUUUUGUUACAGAACUAGAAUUCACAGCUCUGAACUAAAAAAAAAAUUCAUAAGUGGGAGGAGAACUUAAGUGGACCAAUUAGAUUUUAUUCUAAUUUUAUUUGCAUUUAUAGGAUUUAAGCAUAUAUUGUGAGUUAUAGUCCCAAAUGUAUUUAACUAGAGAAAUAUCAGAGUGAGUAUAAGUUGGAAAUAACGAAUAUUUGGGCUUGGAACUCAUCUCAAUCUUUACUCUUAUACUUAAAAAUUUCGUAAGAAUGCUAAAUUUUCCAAAGCAAAGUCUUUCUUAAAAUAAUUAUACUAAAUUCAUGUGAAAUUACCUAAA
Molecule: messenger RNA, 6326 nt
Organism: Biomphalaria glabrata
Lineage: Eukaryota; Metazoa; Mollusca; Gastropoda; Planorbidae
Exons: 19
Coding region: 98-3601 (1167 amino acids)
Source: RefSeq, a predicted model, not a curated record